Molecule: messenger RNA, 2509 nt
Organism: Mesocricetus auratus (golden hamster)
Lineage: Eukaryota; Metazoa; Chordata; Mammalia; Rodentia; Cricetidae
Gene: Eif2b5
Product: eukaryotic translation initiation factor 2B subunit epsilon
Exons: 16
Coding region: 45-2195 (716 amino acids)
Cellular component (GO): eukaryotic translation initiation factor 2B complex
Molecular function (GO): translation initiation factor activity; translation initiation factor binding; guanyl-nucleotide exchange factor activity
Source: RefSeq, a predicted model, not a curated record
CGGUGUCAGCGUCCCCGCGGAAGUGCCGGCUGCAAGGGAGGAAGAUGGCAGCCACUGCGGCGCUACCUGGGGCUGCGGCCGGCCGAACGAACAAGCGCGGCGGCGGCCCGGGCGGCGGAGGAACCCAAGGUGCGGGGGAGGAGCCGCCGCCGCCUCUCCAGGCCGUUCUGGUGGCGGAUAGCUUCAAUCGCCGCUUCUUCCCCAUCUCCAAGGACCAGCCUCGGGCCCUCCUGCCCCUGGCCAAUGUGGCGCUAAUUGACUACACUCUGGAAUUCCUGACGGCCUCGGGUGUGCAAGAAACAUUCGUCUUUUGCUGCUGGAAGGCUGCUCAGAUCAAGGAACAUUUGCUGAAAUCCAAGUGGUGCCGUCCUACAUCCCUCAACGUUGUUCGAAUAAUUACCUCAGAGCUAUACCGAUCUCUAGGAGAUGUCCUCCGUGACGUUGAUGCCAAGGCCUUGGUGCGCUCUGACUUUCUGCUGAUAUAUGGAGAUGUCAUCUCAAAUAUCAAUAUUACCAGAGCCCUAGAGGAACACAGGUUAAGACGGAAACUAGAAAAAAAUGUGUCUGUGAUGACAAUGAUCUUCAAAGAGUCAUCCCCCAGCCACCCUACACGCUGCCAUGAGGACAACGUGGUGGUAGCUGUGGAUAGUACCACAAACCGCAUUCUGCAUUUCCAGAAGACCCAAGGCCUCCGGCGGUUUUCCUUUCCUUUGAACCUGUUCCAGGGCAGUAGAGAUGGAGUGGAGAUUCGAUAUGACUUACUGGAUUGCCACAUCAGCAUCUGCUCUCCUCAGGUAGCUCAACUCUUCACAGACAAUUUUGACUACCAAACUCGAGAUGAUUUCGUGCGAGGCCUGUUAGUGAAUGAGGAGAUCCUAGGAAACCAAAUCCACUUGCAUGUAACAAGUAAGGAAUAUGGUGCCCGGGUCUCCAACCUACACAUGUACUCAGCUGUCUGUGCCGACAUCAUCCGUCGAUGGGUCUACCCUCUCACUCCAGAAGUAAACUUCACUGACAGCACCACACAGAGCUACACUCAUUCCCGACACAACAUCUACCGUGGGCCCCAAGUCAGCCUGGGCCAUGGCAGUGUCCUGGAGGAGAAUGUGCUUCUGGGAGCCGGCACUGUCAUUGGUAGCAAUUGCUCCAUUACCAACAGUGUCAUUGGCCCUGACUGCCACAUUGGUGACAAUGUGAUACUGGACCGGGCCUACCUGUGGCAGGGAGUUCGAGUGGCUUCUGGAUCACAAAUACACCAGUCUCUGCUCUGUGACAAAGCUGAGGUCAAGGAACGAGUUACCCUGAAGCCACAUUGUGUCCUCACUUCCCAGGUGGUAGUGGGCCCAGAUAUCACGCUGCCUGAGGGUUCGGUGAUCUCUUUGCACCCUCCUGAUGCAGAGGAAGAUGAAGAUGACGGCCAGUUUAGUGAUGAUUCUGGAGCUGACCAAGAAAAGGAGAAAGUGAAGCUGAAAGGUUACAAUCCAGCAGAAGUAGGCUUUGAAGGCCAGGGAUACCUCUGGAAAGCUGCAGAUGUGAACAUGGAGGAAGAGGAGGAGCUACGGCAGAGUCUGUGGGGACUCACGAUUGAUGUGGGAGACGAGAGCGAGACUGACAGUGAGCGGAGUGUGGAUUCUGAGCAGCUGGACAGCCGCGCAGGCUCCCCUCAACUGGAUGACAUCAAAGUAUUCCAGAAUGAAGUCCUGGGAACACUGCAACGAGGCAAAGAGGAGAAUAUUUCUUGUGACAAUCUAGUCCUGGAGAUCAACUCUCUCAAGUAUGCCUACAACAUUAGCCUAAAGGAAGUGAUGCAGGUCCUGAGCCAUGUGGUCCUGGAGUUCCCCCUGCAGCAAAUGGAUUCCCUGCUUGACCCAAACCGCUACUGUGCCAUGCUGCUUCCUCUGCUCAAAGCCUGGAGCCCUGUUUUUAGGAACUACAUAAAGCGUGCAGCUGACCAUUUGGAAGCAUUGGCAGCCAUUGAGGACUUCUUCUUGGAUCAUGAAACUCUUGUUACUUCCAUGGCCAAGGUUCUGAUGGCCUUUUACCAACUGGAGAUCUUGGCUGAGGAAACAAUCUUGAGCUGGUUCAGUCAAAGAGACAUAACUGACAAAGGCCAGCAGUUGCGCAAGAAUGGACAGCUGCAGAGGUUCAUCCAGUGGCUAAAAGAGGCAGAAGAGGAGUCAUCUGAAGAUGACUGACGGCAACUGCUGCCUCCCGUCGUGUGUUGUUGGUUGCCCACCCAGCGGAUUGGGAGGGACAAGAAAGCUGGCUGCAGAAGCACGAGUGGCCACUACAGACUGAGACUUAACGGAACACAAGUGCAGCUUCAGUAUUCUUCCUACUGCUGGCAACCGUGUGCGUCUUUCUCAUCCUGACUGAAGUUGGGGUGUGGGAGUUAGACUGAAACAAGUCUAGGGAAUCUAGACAGACCCUGCAGUUGGAGGUAGGCCAGAGGACGUGCUCUGUGCUCCAUCUUUCCCUCAGGGGACAGUAAAGAGCAGCUGGCCCUCUC